This is a messenger RNA of Gavia stellata (red-throated loon), 1935 nucleotides long. It is a transcript of the gene DZIP1L, whose product is annotated as DAZ interacting zinc finger protein 1 like. NCBI's taxonomy places the organism in Eukaryota, Metazoa, Chordata, Aves, Gaviiformes, Gaviidae. Gene Ontology annotation, cellular component: cytoplasm; ciliary basal body. The record is from RefSeq and is a predicted model, not a curated record. Gene Ontology annotation, biological process: cilium assembly.
AUGCCCGUGGUUACUCAGCGUCUCCCUGGGUUGCCUGACCCUGUUUGUGCUUGUCCGCCCUUCUCUGCUGACACUUACCACCCACUGCACCAGCCCAUGCCCGGGAUGCCGGGGGCAUCCCCAGGACUCGCAGUCCCGGUGGACAUCCCCCCCUUCCGCUUCCAGCCCCGCCGGCUCGGCGUGGACUGGCGUCGCUUCAGCGCCAUCGAUGUGGAGCGGGUGGCCCGGGAGGUGGACGUGGCCGCGCUCCAGGAGCACAUUGCCGGUGUCACCUUCUGCAACCUGGACGGGGAGCGGUGCCCCCACUGCGGGCAGCCGGCGGACCCUAUCCUGCUGAAGGUGCUCAGGAUGGCCCAGCUGAGCAUUGAGUACCUGCUGCAUUGCCAGGAGCGCCUGGGGACCAGCCUGGCCGCGCACGCCCAGCGCCUGCAAGCUGCCCGCGCCGAGCUGGCUUGUACCCAGCAGCAGGCAGCAGAGCAGGCAGCGCAGCUCCGAGGGGCAAAGGAGGAGAGCAGGAGGUGGAAGAAGCUGAUUGCCACGCAGCAGCUCCUCCUGCAAGCUGGCCCCAGCACCUACUGCAAGUGCCACCUCUGCGAUAAAGCCUUCAUGAACGACUCCUUCCUGCGAGCCCACAUGCAGCGCCGGCACACAGAGGCCACCGAGGCAGAGAGGCAGAAGACGAAGCAGGUGGAGCAAAUGGAGGAUGAGGUGGAGGAGCUGAAAGCAAAACUGCGGGAGACGCAGCAGCAGCUGGAAGCGGAGAGGGAAGCGGAGAAGCUGCGCAGGGAGCAGGAAACGGAGAGAGCUCGCCAGCGAGAAGAGGAGGGCAGGAGAGAUUUGGAAAGGUGGAAGGAGGAGGAGAGGACAAAGCUGCACGAAGAGAUAGAUGGCCUGAGGCAGCUCUUCCUGGCAGCGUUCAAGGACGUGUCCAGCAGGAACAGUGCCAUGGAGGGGAAACUGCAGGAGCUUCAGGCCAGAGAGGCAGCGGUGUCCAACCUGGGGACCCUGCAGAACGAUGACGCCGAGGAGGCACGGAGCCAGACGCCAAGCCAUGCAGAGCUGCGGGGCAAGCAGGAGAGGAUGGCAGUACAGCUGAAGAAAGAGAACAAGAGACUCCGUGCCUCCCCAUCCCAGGACCAGCAGGCGGUUAUGGACCAUGUCCAUCAGCAGCUGGAUGCCCUCAGCACCUGGCUCAGGGAGCAGCCCAAGGUCACAAAGUCCCAGGAGAAGAAGAUCAAGCUGCUACCUGCAAGCAAGCCUGAAGUGACCCACGGGGUGACCAAAGUGGUGGCUGUUGAAGAGUCAUCAGCCAGGGAGGAGGCUGCCCUGGGUGGGAAGCAGAGGCUGCUGGAAGCCCUGCGGAGAAACCCAAACUUCCUGAAGCAGUUUCGCCCCAUCCUGGAGGAAGUGCUGGAGGAAAAGCUGGAGAGCAUGGGGGUCAAGAGGGUUGCGAAGGGGAUCUCCACUCAGACCUACAAAAGCCUCCAGGCUCUGGUCAAGCUUCAGCAGCAACAGAAGGCUGAGAAAUUUCCCGGUCUUUUCCACCUGAGGGAUCAGUUGGUCCGAGCGGUGAUGGGGAAAGGCAGGCGAUGCAAGAAGCCCAGCAGUGCUUUUGCUCGACAGCUCUCCGUCAUCCCAGCCCAGAAGCGAUGCCAGGAGGGAAGAAACCUGCCCCGUCCCCUGUGAAGCUCAGCCCACAGCAAGAGCUGGCGGUCUCUGCAGGGGUGCAAGAGGAUGAGACCAACUCCGACGGGUCGGACCUGGACUCCCUGGAGGAAACGGCUGGUUUGGUUUCCAGGUGCCGGCGGUGACCUGGAGACCUCCUCCCUGGAGGACCUGGCCCAGCCACCGGCGCUGGUGGCUGCUGGUGCUCGGGGGGCCACCUGGGACCCCAUGCCCUGGGGAGCCGGGCUGCAAGGGGACACAUGGUGGUGA